AAUAACCUCAAGAAUUACCACUAUGAAAGUAGAAGAAGUUAGACCACAUGCAUAUUUGGAUGUGUCAAUAGGCGACAAACCUGUAGGAAGAAUAGUUGUUGAAUUAUAUGAAGAUUUAGCUCCUGAAUCUUCAAAGAACUUUCUAGAAUUAGUUAAAGGUACUAAGAAAGUAGAAGAUAAGCAGGGGAAUAUAAAUUAUUAUAGUUAUAAAAAUAAUAUCUUUCAUAGAGCCAUAAAGAACUUUGUUAUCCAAGCAGGAGAUCUCAUCUAUGGAAGUAUAAAAGAUAAUAAAGAAUCUAGUAUAGAUGAAGAAAAUUUAGGUAAGGGAAGUCUUGCUAUGGUAGGAGAUAACCUAAUUGAAGAUGAAAACUUAGAUGAACCAAUAGAUAGUUCAUUUAAAUUAUGUAUGGCACAUGAACCGGAUGUUAAAGAUUGUAAUAAUUCUCAAUUCUUUAUAACAUGUUCACCACAACCUCAUCUUAAUGGUCAUCAUAGUGUAUUUGGACAAGUUAAGUAUGGGAAAUCAGUUGUAAGAGAAAUAGAACGAGUUAGUACAAUACAAAAAUCUCAUAUACCUAAACAAUUAGUAAUUAUUACUGAUUGUGGAGAAUGGGAUGAAAGUAUGGAAAUCCCAAUUUUCAAUGCUUGUUAUGAUACAAUUGGAGGAGAUAUCUAUGAAGAAUAUCCUGAUGAUGAUCAACAUAUAGAUAAAGAUUCUAGUGAAUCAGUAUAUAAUGCAUCAGUAAAAGUAAAGGAAAGUGGAACGCUUUUAUUUAAAAAUGGUAAGAAACAAGAAGCAUAUCUUAAAUGGAAGAAAUGUAUUCGAUAUAUUAUGGAAUACAUUCCCGAUGAAGAUCAAGAACCCGAAUGGAAUCAAAAGUAUAUGGAAUUAAAAAAGAAGGUGUAUUUAAAUUUAAGUCUUGUAUGUUUCCAAUUAAACCAAUACCAUCAAUCGGUGGAUUAUUGUGAUUUCUUAUUGGAUAUUAAGUCUCGUUUAACUAGUCAAGAAUUGGCUAAGAUUAACUAUAGAAAGGGGUUAAACUUAAUUCAAUUUAAAAAGUAUAAGGAAGCUUUAAAAUCCUUAAAGACUGCUCAUGAAUUAUUACCUAAUGAUGAAUUAAUAUCACGAGAAGUUGAUAAAUGUCAAGGAUUAAUUGAUGAAGCCAAAUUGGCCGAAAAGGUUAAAUAUGCAAAAUUCUUUAAAUGAUAUAUAUUUAUUUAUAGAGAUGGAAGGGUAUCAAAUUUAAAAUAUACAUAUAUAUAGAGAAGU
Molecule: messenger RNA, 1270 nt
Organism: Scheffersomyces amazonensis
Lineage: Eukaryota; Fungi; Ascomycota; Pichiomycetes; Serinales; Debaryomycetaceae
Product: peptidylprolyl isomerase
Exons: 1
Coding region: 23-1207 (394 amino acids)
Biological process (GO): protein peptidyl-prolyl isomerization
Cellular component (GO): intracellular membrane-bounded organelle
Molecular function (GO): peptidyl-prolyl cis-trans isomerase activity; protein binding
Source: RefSeq, a predicted model, not a curated record